AUGAAGAUUCAUACAGGUGAGAGACCUUUCUCAUGUGGGACUUGUGGAAAAGGAUUCCGGUCCAAGCCUCAGUUACUUUGUCACAGGAGGAUUCACACAGAUGAGAGGCCUUUCUCAUGCGAGACCUGUGGAAAAGGAUUCCGGUCCAAGCCUCAGUUACUUCGUCACAGGAGGAUUCACACAGAUGAGAGGCCUUUCUCAUGCGAGACCUGUGGAAAAGGAUUCCGGUCCAAGCCUCAGUUACUUUGUCACAGGAGGAUUCACACAGAUGAGAGGCCUUUCUCAUGCGAGACCUGUGGAAAAGGAUUCCGGUCCAAGCCUCAGUUACUUUGUCACAGGAGGAUUCACACAGAUGAGAGGCCUUUCUCAUGCGAGACCUGUGGAAAAGGAUUCCGGUCCAAGCCUCAGUUACUUCGUCACAGGAGGAUUCACACAGAUGAGAGGCCUUUCUCAUGCGAGACCUGUGGAAAAGGAUUCCGGUCCAAGCCUCAGUUACUUUGUCACAGGAGGAUUCACACAGAUGAGAGGCCUUUCUCAUGCGAGAACUGUGGAAAAGCAUUCCGGUCCAAGCCUCAGUUACUUUUUCACAUGAAGAUUCAUACAGGUGAGAGACCUUUCUCAUGUGGGACUUGUGGAAAACGUUUCUAUCGACAAUGCAGUCUAACUCGUCACAUGAGAAUUCAUACAGGUGAGAAGCCUUUCAAAUGUACACACUGUGGAAAAAGUUUCAGAAACAGAAGUGGUUUAUAUCCUCACAUGACAACGCAUACUAAUGAGAAGCCUUACUCUUGUGGGACUUGUGGAAAAAGGUUUCGUCACAAAGACACUUUAACUAGUCACAUGAGGACUCAUACAGGUGAAAGGCCUUUUUCAUGUGGGACCUGUGGAAAAAGUUACAAAAUCAGAAACAGUUUAAUUGGACACAUACAGACACAUACUAGUGAGAGGCUUUUCUCUUGUGGGACUUGUGGAAAAAGGUUCAGUCAAAAAAAGCAUUUAACUUCUCAUAUGAGGAUUCAUACAGAUGAGAAGGCAUGUUUUUGUGGGACUUGUGGAAAAAGUUUCCGUUGGCAAAGCAGUUUAACUGUUCACAUGAAGACUCACACAGAUCAGAAGCCUUUCUUAUGUGGGACUUGUGGAAAAAGUUUUCGUUGCCAAAGCAGUUUAACUCGUCACAUGAAGACUCACACAGAUCAGAAGCCUUUUGUAUGUGGGACUUGUGGAAAAAGUUUCCGUUGGCAAAGCAGUUUAACUGGUCACAUGAAGACUCACACAGAUCAGAAGCCUUUCGUAUUUCAGUAG
Messenger RNA from Xiphophorus hellerii (green swordtail), 1302 nucleotides. Its product is annotated as gastrula zinc finger protein XlCGF57.1-like. Lineage: Eukaryota; Metazoa; Chordata; Actinopteri; Cyprinodontiformes; Poeciliidae. The record is from RefSeq and is a predicted model, not a curated record. The coding region runs from base 1 to 1302 and encodes 433 amino acids. Gene Ontology annotation, biological process: regulation of transcription by RNA polymerase II. Gene Ontology annotation, molecular function: DNA-binding transcription activator activity, RNA polymerase II-specific; RNA polymerase II cis-regulatory region sequence-specific DNA binding. The transcript is spliced from 2 exons. Gene Ontology annotation, cellular component: nucleus.